Melanotaenia boesemani (Boeseman's rainbowfish) is the source of this 6148-nucleotide messenger RNA. RefSeq names its product transcription activation suppressor b (gene tasorb). Gene Ontology annotation, molecular function: chromatin binding. The transcript has 23 exons. Gene Ontology annotation, biological process: negative regulation of gene expression, epigenetic; protein localization to heterochromatin. Bases 121 to 5631 code for a protein of 1836 amino acids. Lineage: Eukaryota; Metazoa; Chordata; Actinopteri; Atheriniformes; Melanotaeniidae. The record is from RefSeq and is a predicted model, not a curated record. Gene Ontology annotation, cellular component: heterochromatin; nucleoplasm.
AGAACGUGUACGUCAUUUUCACAAUGGCGGAGGCAGGGUGAGGAGGAGAGUGUGUGUGUGUAAAGCGACGUCGUAAUCGUCAGAGCUACUUUGCCCUUUAUACGCGCACGGUGCCCGAAAAUGGCCCUGAAUCCCAACGCGUUGGGAAAGACGGACUCAGAAUGUACCGCGACGGGGUAUCUGCACCCGGAGGGCGGCGAACCCCAGAAGAAUCCAACCGCCACCUCGGCCAUAGCCAACCAAAAUGGCGAUCAGCCUGGAUGUGGAGACAGUGUAAUGCCCGAACAAGAAGCCCCUGAACGGCGGAGGAUCGUGCAGGCGGACGCCCGGAGCUGUAGCAGCUCUCCUUCGCCUGCCCAGAGAACGAGCGAAGAGUUGCCACGGAGAAAUUUUCAAAUCCCGAGGAAGACAAGAGAACGGAAAGGCUUGUAUCAGUUCCUGCCACCUGACAGUCGGGAGUUUGAAGACCUUGUGAAGAUUAUCUCCUCAUUUUACCUUGACUCAUCAUCACGAGGAACUUUCUCCUACUGCAAAGCCCGGCUAAUUCACAAUGAGCUACUGGAGAAGGAGUUCAUUGAGAAGCGAAGAGAAAUGAAGCAGGAGGGGCGGUCUGAACAAGAACUCGCGGAGUCAUACUGCUUCCUUUUUCCAGACAAAUCCAAGCUCCAGUGGAUCUGUGAGAAGGGUCUGUCAGUUGGACACUGUAGGAUUACUACAUUAGGAAAUCCAUCUAUGGGUGUUUAUCUAUCCAAAUAUUCAGAUUUAUUACAAAUCAAUCCCUUUGAAGUUGGCUCAUUUGGAGACAUGAUUAUAUUUAAAGUUAUGAGGGGCCGAAUAAAGCCCAUUCACGAGAACAUGCCUAAAAAUGCAAUUGAACCUUCACCCAAAUUUGACUGUCACAUGUCCAAAAGUGCCAAUAGGGUCACAUCAUUGCUGUCAUACAGAGCUUUUGAGCUCACACAGCAAUAUUUUUUUGAGUUUGCAUUUGAUGAGAUCAAGGCACGGCCCAGGCACGUGUGCCCCUAUGCUGUGGUUUCCUUUCAAUACAAAGGCAAGGAAGCUGCAACAACUCCUAUGGCUGCACACAGGCUUAACACAAUUUCCCCUGAAGGAAGUAGAGGGAAAAGCUGCUACACUGUGUGGAGUGGUCCACUAGUGAACAAGGACCAAGAGUUAUUCCCAAUAUCUUUAAGAUCCUUCUCGCGUCCCUACCUUCCUUUCAGACUUCCUGAGAAGUUGGAGAUGAAUCAGGGCAUGCAGCUGGAGCAGGUGAAGAGAAAAAUUCCCUCUGUGCUCUUCUCCUGGGACACAUACAGUAUAUCACGAGAAGUCAUGAAGUGUGGGAUGUCCUGCAGCCUGUUUGAAGUGGUGGAUGGAAAAGGCAAAGCAACUAGUGGUAGCCUGGCAGCUCUGAUCAGCAAACUCGAGAGGGACCGGAUGGUGCUGGUGAAGUCCUUGUUUGACAGGGGCUUUCUCUUCCUGUUGUCCUCUGCUCAGAUGGUUGAAUCAAAAGAGCGGCGGGGGCGGAUUGAGAAGAAGCUCCAAGCAUUAUUCAUCUUUCAGGAGUCAAGGAUGGUUGUCAAGUAUUUAUCAAGACUGUUGGAACCAGAGCCGUUGACAGUGGAACCUCAGCCAGCUAUGCUGUCCUCCGUGGAGACUUUUAUCCCUGCACUGCACUAUAGCCUGUUCAAGUUGCGUCCAAACCCAGGCAAGGAUCUAAGCUCUGGGGUGGAGCGCCUGGCCACUGAUUACUUAACUCGCAUGGAUUCAGGCACGGUGCGGCCUUUUAUCCUGCCUGAUUACAAAUAUAACAUGGACGAAAGGACAACUCCCCUCCCAGUGCCCAGACCUAAAUUUAACAUGGAUGCUGUGCUUAGAUCUUACACUCACAACCCUGCUAACUACAUUCUACCUGUGGGCAAGGCAAAAGAUAUCAUUGAACGGAUACGGAACCCUGUACCUGUACCUGCAACGACUCCUGCUCCAGGCCCAGUGGAAUACAGUCCUGUUUCUGAAUGGGGUGGCUCAGACAGGGGCUCAGACAGAGCAGAGAGACCACCAGAGAGGCUGUCUCAAGAGAGGCCAGCCCAAGAGAAACCACCCCCUGACAGCAGCAAAAGAAGGCCUGGUGUGGCCCACUCAAAUGGUGCCCAACUGCAGCCCAAGUCCCAGGUUGAGCCCCAGCCUCCACCCCAAAAGGUGCGGCUGUCCCAGAACGAGUAUGAUAAAGACAAAAUGAAGCAGCUGCUUAAGCUGAUCCAGCUACAUAAAAAAGCUCUCGUGAAGGAUCCAGAGAAGGACCGGGGAGAGGAUGGAGCCUGGGACCCCAAUAGUUUAAAAAGGAAAUUUGAAGGAGAUGAAAGAGGAGGCAUGAACAAACAUCAGUGUACAGAUCAUUUGAGCAACGGGGAGCCCAGUAAAGUGGUCCAGGCUGACGACAUUGGUGAUGAGAUUGGACAGAACGACAGUCUGACAGCAGUGAUGGAAAGCAUGGGCAUCUAUGACACUGACCUGCGGGCCCGCAGUAACACAAAUGCCUCAGCAGUCAACGAGACCCAGCGCCUUCUUAAAAUCCUCCUGGCCACGCUCAACAAAGCUGUGGCUCAGGGUUCCAUGUCUGUGCAGACAAACCACGGUGAACCCUCAUCAGGCUCUGGAAUGGUGGAGUCUGUUUUACCUGAUGCACUUUUUUGGAAACAAAAUGAACCAGCAUUGCAAACAAACUACACGGAGGAGGACAUGGACUGUAGCCCUGGUAGCCCGGUCAGCAUGGGUUCUCCACUUGAGCAAAUGCAUCCAACAGACAUCCCAACAGGGGAUAUCCUCACCAAUGAAGACAAAGCACAGCCUUUUCCUGAGCCAAAGCCCGAGCCGAAGCCUGAGCAAGAGGCCGUGCAAACAGCAGAAAGCGACCCAGAGCCGAAGACACCUGCAGUUUCUGAAGUAAAAAAGGCAUCUGCACCUAUUUUAACGACUGUAGAGGAGGUUCCCUUCAGGCCUUCCAUCAGCCUGGACACCAUCCUAAACCAGGAAAUUCACAGCCUCACCUCUGAAAUAAAAAAACUCAUGCAAACUCGGCACAUUUGCUAUACCUCACAGCUACCCCCGCGGUUGCCCCCACGCAACUGCUGGCAGCCCAACAGCUCCUUCUCAGACUUUGUUGUACUCUACGUCUCCCCUGUCCCUGUUCAGGGACAUGUCGAUGCACUGUGCGAGAAGAUGGACAAGUUGAUCCCAGCCCCACCUGCUCCCUCCGAGGUUCCCUCACCACCUCCCCCAGUGACAACAUCUAAUCUUACAACCCCACCCCCUGUGCCCGUCCAGAUGUCCAAAACUAAAACAGAGUCCUCGUUCUCAAAGGGCACCGCCAUGUGUCAGAGUGGUAAAACAGGCAGCAACAAAGAGACAUCAUCAGCUAAAGCUAAAACAGAAGCUUCAUCAGCAGAGUUAACAGGAGACAUUUAUUCUCCCUCUCAUGUCACACCAGACUCUCCAGAGCUCAACUCCCAAAACCCUGGCUGCGCUCCUGGCAGUGGGUCCAACCUGCUGGCUGGCAGCCUCAUUGGGCAGUUGAAACCCGAGGUUUUCAGCAGCUUGGUGGAGAUUUUUAAGGACGUCACCAAGAAUACGGUCAAAUUCUACAUCUACUCUGGGGACGAGGGGGAGGAGAGCACAGUCUGCAAGGAGAUCAAGGGGUACUUGAAAAGUCUUGGCAACAGUGAGUGCAGCCCACAGACAUUUCUAGAUAACAGUGGCAAUCUGGAUAAACUGCUCAUCAUCAUUAGGAAUGAAGACAUCGCUGCUCAUGUGCACAAGAUCCCAGCUCUGGUUUCUCUGAAGAAGUUACCCUCAGUAAGCUUUGCUGGAGUGGACACUCUGGACGACGUCAAGAACCACACAUACAAUGAGCUGUUUGUAUCGGGAGGCUUCAUAGUGUCUGAUGAGUUCGUCCUCAACCCUGAUCUCAUCACACAGGAUCGUUUGCAAGGGCUACUGAAAUUCUUGGAGGAGCAAAGCACUCCUGAACACCCCUGGCAAUGGAAGGUGCACUGCAAGUCCCAAAAGAAGCUUAAAGAGCUUGGGAGGUUAAAUACAAAUGCCAUGGGACUGUUAAACCUUCUGACAGCCUAUCAGAAGAAGCAUCUUGUGGAGUUCCUCCCAUAUCACGAUUGUGACACACAGUCACGUCAGGCUCCAGAUCUGGAAUGCCUGAUUAAGCUCCAAGCUCAGCACACACAACAGCGGCACCUUAUUUUCCUCACAGAGAGGCCAUUUGAAAUGUUUCUACAGUAUUCCAGAAAUGGAAUAGUAAUAGCAAGCAUUGAUGAUGUUAUGAGCGGUUUCCACAGUCUGAUUGGAUCCAUUAAUCAGAAUGAGCUUCCAACACCACCAUCGACUGUAGUGAAUGAUGAGUGUGUGGAAGAGGAUAUGUCAUUAGACUCUGAUGAUGGUGAGCAACCAGCUGCAUCGGAUCGCUUACAACAGAUCCAAGACAGUGAGAAGGAAAAGCCUCCACUUCCACCCCCGCCAGAGUUGGAGGAGUUCCGUCCUCCGCUCCCGGACCAGCAGGCCACUCCUGAGAGUACUCCAUCAUUGUCUGACUGCAGCGCUCUCAAAACAGCCAUUUCGCAGUUCAAAGCUACCAACCAGAUUGGCAUAGGCUCUUCAGACAUUGGCAGCUUGUCACCAGGAGGUUUUCCUGUAAAUCCCCACCAGAGCUUCCUGUGUCCCUCUGCCUCAUGGUCAUCCUACACUGGCUCUUCUAGCUAUGUGGCCUCACCAGCCUAUCCCGCCUCACCCUGCAGCAGCACCCAGGAACAGGAGUACCGCCCCCCAACCACGACUUCUUCUGUAGUUCCAACUCUGCCUGUCAUGGCCACAGCAGGACCUCUAGUCAACCUGGCUUCCCUCCCCCUGGAGGUCAAACCUCCCCCUCCACCUCACCUCAUGAUGCUGGGUCAGACAUAUGCAUCGGAUACUGGAACUGCUGGGACCUCUCCACUCCCCACUACCCCACACAGUGACACAGCCCAGCCAGGUUAUUUGGUUGGUGCUCCUAAAAGUGCUAGUGUAACCCCCACACAGCAGGACAGGACACUCAGUGGACCUGGGGAAGGUGUAUGGGGGGUCGCAGGAACCAGCACCUGUGAGACUGCCAGUAGCAAGGGUGUGAUCACAUCUACAACAGUAGACCCCAGUGGUCUCCCUAAAACGGGAGAAAUGCUUUUAGGCAGCACUCCUGGUAGUCAGGGGAGCAGGACUCAGGUAAACUGCUCUGACAGCUUAGGAGCUGUGGUGGGCAUUCCCGUAGGGGCCACUAGGGGGGGUUCUGUACUCAGACCUAAGCUGCCUCCACAUCCAGUGGUUGGUGUGGGAUAUGGCAGUAUAGGUGGCAUCCCUGGACAGAUGAACCAUGGGCCUAUGCGGGGUGCUCUGGGUCCUGGUUCUUCAGGGAGCUACCGAGGCAGGGGAGGCCCUCCAGUAGGACUUUGGCCUCGACCAGGACGAGGACAUGAACUUGGGGAUGGGACUGGAGGUGAGCCCUGUUCUUGGGGCUACCCAGCAGGCAGGGGCGGGCCACAGAAUUACUACACGGACUAUACAUAUUCUCACAAUUAUGCUCCUGAAUAGACAAUCAACAUGGUCAAAGGAGCAAUGCAAACAAAAGAAACCAGAGACUAUUAGAGCUGUCUGAAUGUAUAUAUUUCCUUGUCACAAACACGUUGAUUUAAAUCAGUAAAUAAAAAUCCUGUUUUCUACAUUAAUAAAAAUUGAUACGGGCAGUGCCGAGUGUCCUACUGUCAUGUAAAACGUCUGUACACUCUUUCCAUGUGAGUUAUUUGAGACCCUGUUCAAACCACUAUAUUUAUAUUUGCCAACAAAUGUUAAUGGCCUUCCAGCUUCUUGGAAUUAAUAAUGUUAUUUCUGUUUGUUGCGGUUUUGAAACGGUUUGUGAACAAGGGGAAUGGCUGAUAUUUUUUUAAGGAAAAAAAACAAAAAAACUAAUGAAUGAAAUUUCACUUUUGCUGUUGAGUUUCUUUUUUAUUUUACAUAUUUGGAUGUCCAAAAUUCUAUUAAAUAAAACAUUUCAAAUCUUGUUUGUUUGAUGGGUUUGACAGUGUCAAGCAAACCAUUAAAAACAUAAAAU